Propithecus coquereli (Coquerel's sifaka) is the source of this 1901-nucleotide messenger RNA. RefSeq names its product caspase 8, apoptosis-related cysteine peptidase (gene CASP8). Gene Ontology annotation, molecular function: cysteine-type endopeptidase activity; protein binding. Gene Ontology annotation, biological process: apoptotic process; regulation of apoptotic process; proteolysis. The transcript is spliced from 9 exons. The record is from RefSeq and is a predicted model, not a curated record. The coding region runs from base 369 to 1808 and encodes 479 amino acids. Lineage: Eukaryota; Metazoa; Chordata; Mammalia; Primates; Indriidae.
UUCUUUCUGUUGAGGAUUUUUCUUUCUCUCUUGCUGAAGACCAGAUUCUGGUCAGAUUCACAGAUUCUACUUCUUUUAUCUCUUGUGAUUUGUUAAAGCCCCGCUGAAUUCACUGCUAAUUCAACAGGAAGUGAGUCCACUGAAGGUGGCAGAAGAGCCGUGGAGUGAUCAACUGAAAGUAAAAGAAAGCUCCUUCCUGGUGGUGGUUUCCUCCUCCCUCCCCCAUCUGCUUCCUAGGAUUUGUUCUAGUGUGAGCAGCUAGGAAUUUGAGCAUGUGGAAUGAGGUAGUUUAGGGGACUUACUGGCCGUCGUGGUGCUGGGAAAGGGUGAAGCAGGCUACCACUACAUUCUACUACCUCUUGACGAGGAUGGAUUUCAGCGGACGACUCUACAGUAUCGGGGAAGAAAUAGACAGUGACGAGCUGGCUUCCCUCAAGUUCCUAAGCCUGGACCACAUCCCACAAAGGAGGCAGGAACCCAUCAAGGAUGCCUUGAUGUUAUUCGAGAGACUCCAUGAAAAGAGAAUGUUGGAGGAAAGCAACCUGUCCUUCCUGAAGGAGCUGCUCUUCCGUAUUAACCGAUUGGAUCUGCUGAUUACUUACCUGGGUACUAGCAAGGAGGAGAUGGAGAGAGAACUUCAGAUCCCUGGCAGGGCUCAAAUUUCUGCCUACAGGGUCAUGCUUUUUCAGAUUUCAGAAGAUGUGUCUAAAUCGCAAUUGAGAACAUUUAAGUUUUUUUUGAGCAAGGAUAUCUCCAAAUGUAAACUGGAAGAUGACAUGAGCUUGCUUGAUAUUUUCAUAGAAAUGGAGAAGAGAGUCAUCCUAGGGGAAAGAAACCUGGACACCCUGAAAAGAGUCGUUGGCAAAAUCAGCAAGAGCCUGCUGAAGAAAAUCAAUGAUUAUGAAGAAUUAAACAGAGAGAGAAGAUUGAGCCUUGAAAGAUCAUCAGAUGAGUUUUCAAACGGGGAGGAGACAUUCAGAAUGCUGGAAAUAUCAGACUCUCCAAGAGAACAAGACAGUGAUUCACAGACAUCUGACAAAGUUUACAGAAUGCAAAGCAAACCUCGUAGAUACUGUUUGAUCUUCAACAACUAUGAUUUUAGCAUAGCACGGAAGGCAGUGGACAAACUUCGAAGAAUUAAGGAUAGAAAUGGCACCCAUUUGGAUAAAGAUGCUUUAAGCAAGACCUUUAAUGAGCUUCAUUUUGAGGUAGUACAUUUUGAAGACUCCACAGCAAAAGAAAUCCAUGACGUUCUGAAAGUCUACCAAAGCAUGGACCACAAUAACAAAGACUGCUUCAUCUGCUGUAUCCUCUCCCAUGGAGACAAGGGCAUUGUCUAUGGCACCGAUGGAGAGGAGGCCUCCAUCUAUGAGCUGACAUCUUAUUUCACUGGUUCGAAGUGCCCUUCUCUUGCUGGAAAACCCAAAGUCUUUUUUAUUCAGGCUUGUCAAGGCGAUAAUUAUCAGAAAGGUGUACCAGUUGAGACUGACUCAGAACAGAAGGAAGCCUAUUUAGAAAUGGAUGUAUCAUUUCAAAAGAGAUAUAUCCCAGAUGAGGCUGACUUUCUGCUGGGCAUGGCUACUGUGAACAACUGUGUUUCCUACCGAAACCCUGUAGAGGGGACCUGGUAUAUCCAGUCACUUUGCCAGAGCCUGAGAGAAAGAUGUCCUCGAGGUGACGAUAUUCUCACCAUCCUGACUGAAGUGAACUAUGAAGUGAGCAACAAGGAUGACAGGAAACACAUGGGGAAACAGAUGCCACAGCCUUCCUUCACUCUGAGGAAAAAACUCUUCUUUCCCCUUAAUUGAUACUAUGUUUACCUCUAUUAACACUAUAGUUGUUUCUAGCUGCUGUUUUAUUACUAUUUUGCACAAUUUUUAGGUUAAAGUUAAUAUAUUAAC